AUGCAGGGCCUGAGCUCCCGGGCUCACGCGUUUUCGGUGGAGGCGCUGGUCGGGAAGCCCUGCAAGAGGAUGAAAGUGUCGGAGGGACACGAGUCAAGUUCUGGUGGAGACAUUAGCGGCGACAGGAGCAUCAUCACCGGCCAGAACGAAUGUCCCAGCAGCCAGCUGAAGAACGCAGGUUCAGCAGUGGGGAGGCCGGAGGAUUCCUCCUGUGACCCGCACAGACAGACUGUCAGAUCAAGGACCGAAGACUCUGAUCCAGCCAGCGAGGAGAGCAAGCCGAAGGAGAUCGACUACCGGCCGGACAGGGAGGUCCGAGUAGAGCUGCAGGGCUCCGAGCUGUGGAAGAGAUUCUACGAGAUCGGCACCGAGAUGAUCAUCACUAAAGCCGGCAGGAGAAUGUUUCCUUCUGUGCGCGUAAAAGUGCGCAACCUGGACCCUUGCCAGCAGUAUUACAUCGCGAUGGACGUCAUGCCGGUGGACUCCAAACGCUACAGGUAUGUGUACCACAGCUCGCAGUGGAUGGUGGCUGGAAACACGGACCACUCGUGCAUCUCCCCGCGGCUCUACGUGCAUCCGGACUCGCCGUGCGCAGGAGAGACGUGGAUGCGGCAGGUCAUCAGCUUUGACCGGGUCAAACUCACCAACAACGAGAUGGACGACAAGGGACAUAUUAUUCUUCAGUCGAUGCACAAAUACAAGCCACGUGUACACAUCAUCCGGCACAACCCUCGGAUGGACUUGUCUCAGAUCCAGUCGCUGCCUGCUGAGGGAGUUCACAGCUUCUCCUUCCCAGAAACCGAGUUCACCACAGUCACAGCUUAUCAGAAUCAACAGAUCACAAAACUGAAGAUCGACAGGAACCCCUUCGCCAAAGGCUUCAGAGAUCCAGGAAGGAAUAGGGGGGUUUUGGAUGGCCUGUUGGAGUCAUAUCCCUGGAGAGGCCCGCUCAGCUUGGACUUCAAGCCUUUUGCCAUACAGCUCCAAGGGAGCUCAGCGUCGCCCGGAGUGAAGAGCCUCCUUCCCCUUUCUCCAUCGUCGUCCCUCCAUCCGUUCUCCGCGCUCACCUGCCAGGACGCCGCCCUCCACGCCCUCGCCCUCCCCCUGUACGGCAAGACGUCGGCCGCCUCGCCCGCCAUCUCCCCGCUGCCCGGCAGAGCCUUCUCCUCCCUGGGGGCAGACAGACUGAGAGGCCUCCCCCCGCUGCCUCCACUGGCAGACCUCCCGCUCCUCUCGGCGCUGCAGGGGAAGAAGCCUCCCCACUGCAGGGACCCAUGUCCUCACGGGUCUCCGGGGAGCGCCCCCUGCCCGAUCCCUCUCCACGGCCCCCUCAGCCCUCAGGGGCCCUCUCUCCUCCCUCAUCUCUCCGACACCGCGGGGCCCUACUGCCUCUACCGCUACAGCUUCCCCCUGAACCCCCAACUCGCAGCUAUUUCCCGGCACGCCAAACUCGCCGAAGACACCACAGACUGUCUGCUGCGCCAGUCUCCGUGGCACCCGACCACCAACCACUGCCUCUGACAGCUGGACCGCACUUGCAGGCUCCGGCCCAUUGAGAGUAACAAGCCAAAGCUUAUUGCAACAAAACAGAGGGGGCCGAUUCUCUAUUCGAGCGAGACUCAAAGGAGAAAUGCGGCUGCGGGGACAUUUUUUUGUAUUUAAAAAAAAAACUGUUUUAUACACUGUGUUGGAUUUACCAGCACAAAAAAAGUCAAGCAGAAGCUAUGCACACGCAUCUAGAGGGCCAACAUUGGAGUAAACAGAAACAUUUCUGUUCAGGCAGGAUACAGAUUUUUAUCUGAGAUGGAAAGCCCAGUUUUAUUUUGCUACACAGAAUCUGUCUUUGACAUUUCAGUCUCCCUGUUGAACCUCUUGGAGGGCUGUAGCGGUGUUACCAAAGAGCAUCAGCAGUAGGACCUGAGGUAUGUAACAUGACAAAGACUGUUAAAGCUGACCAUAAGAUCCUAUUAAAGUAUUUUUCACAUCUUUGUUAAGAUCAA
Messenger RNA from Stegastes partitus (bicolor damselfish), 2000 nucleotides. RefSeq names its product T-box transcription factor 22 (gene tbx22). The transcript has 8 exons. Gene Ontology annotation, molecular function: DNA-binding transcription factor activity, RNA polymerase II-specific; RNA polymerase II cis-regulatory region sequence-specific DNA binding. Bases 1 to 1521 code for a protein of 506 amino acids. The record is from RefSeq and is a predicted model, not a curated record. Gene Ontology annotation, cellular component: nucleus; chromatin. NCBI's taxonomy places the organism in Eukaryota, Metazoa, Chordata, Actinopteri, Pomacentridae. Gene Ontology annotation, biological process: cell fate specification; positive regulation of DNA-templated transcription; regulation of transcription by RNA polymerase II.